GAAAAAUCAAAUGAAUAAGAGCGAACAGCAACAACAACAAACAAAAAAAAACAACAAAAACAAAAAUUGAAACGCGUGAUGUUCUCGCAUGGUGGUGUUGAUAGUAGUUUUUGUGUUUUUUUCUUCUUCAUUUCGAUCAUUUGGUUUUUCUCGUUCAUCGAAAAGAAUUUCCAAAAAAUUCUCAAAAUUAUCGAUUGAAAAAUUGCACUGAUUCCAUUUUGGUUGUGUUAAAAUUUUUUUUCAACGUUUUGUUUGUUUGUCUUCAAUUAACCCUCUUCUCUCCUAUCUCUCUCUCGAACGAUGAAUGCACAUUCUACAUCAUUUGAAUUUACUUGCCUAGGUAAACGUAUCCAUGAAAUUGUAUCAGCCAUUUUUCAUUCUGUGAUUUUUAAUCGAUGUUUUGGAAAGUUUCAAUAUAAUCAAGAAAAUUCCUAUUCAAUUGGUACAUUAGGUUUUGAAGAAGUUGUCUGUGAUUUUAUUGAUUUUACCUAUAUACGUGUUGCAUCAAUUGAGCUAACAAAAAAUGUUAAUAAUCAAAUUAAAAGAUUUGUUGAUGAAUUACGGGCAUUAAAUAAUCAAUAUUCAAAUUCUGCCAAUAUUAUUAAUGCUACCAAUUCUGCUGCUUCAGCUGUCAAUCAAACAACCACCACUGGUCAUCAUCGACCAUCAUCUGCAUUAUUCAAUAAUUUAGAUAUUUCCGGAGAAAAUUCUAAACAUCAUCAUCACCAGCAACAUUCACAUCAACAACAUCAUCAUAAUAAAAAAACACAAAGACAUUCAUUAUCAUCAUUAUAUUCAACAACAACAACAACAUCAACAGCAACUGGUAGCAUUAGUUUAGAAUUUCUAUUGAAAAGUAAUAAUCGUUUAUUUGUAUUGGAUACAUUAAUUUGGGAUGUUUGGACAUUGAAAAUUAAUUGUUUAAAAGAUGGCUUAAAUGAAUCAAUUUUCAAUAAAACAAGCAUUGAAGAUCAAUUAUUUGAUAAAAUAUCAUCGAUUGUAUCGAUUGUAAAUCAACCGAAUGCCUUUCUACCUACAAUGCCUUCCGAAUCUGAAUUGGAUAAUGUAUUUGAUACAAGUUAUCCGGAUAUUCAACCAUAUAAUUUUAAGAUCUCAUACAAAGUUGGUGGAAAAGAUUCAAAUGAUGCACGUACAAGUGGAUCAUCGGAAAAAGGUUUUGGACAAAUGUUAGGACAACCUGGACAGGAAAGAUUAAGAAAAUUAUUUGAAAAACUUUCACUUUGAAAA
Messenger RNA from Dermatophagoides pteronyssinus (European house dust mite), 1248 nucleotides. It is a transcript of the gene Atg101, whose product is annotated as autophagy-related protein 101. The record is from RefSeq and is a predicted model, not a curated record. Lineage: Eukaryota; Metazoa; Arthropoda; Arachnida; Sarcoptiformes; Pyroglyphidae. Gene Ontology annotation, biological process: autophagosome assembly; autophagy. Gene Ontology annotation, molecular function: protein kinase binding. Gene Ontology annotation, cellular component: phagophore assembly site; Atg1/ULK1 kinase complex.